AAAUACAACCUACACAACUUAAAGUGAUGUCUUUUGCAUUUAAUCCAUCUGAAUGCAACAUUGCUAAAUCUCUUCACUACUUUAAAACUCCUACUCAACCUAUUAUUGUCUGCUAUUAUUGCCAAAAAUUCCAUAUUCUUUUUAUCUCUAGUAAUCUUAACAUCCCACCUAGACAAGCAACUCCCUCUCCUUCUUCUCAAAAAUCCACAUAUAUGGAUAUCGAUAUUACAUCUAAACAAGUUAGACAACUCAAAGAAACUAUCCCUCAAUCAUCAAUUGCAAAAACAACUACC
Cetraspora pellucida is the source of this 293-nucleotide messenger RNA. Lineage: Eukaryota; Fungi; Glomeromycota; Glomeromycetes; Diversisporales; Gigasporaceae. The record is from the annotation of a GenBank genome assembly.